ACCGAAAGUACCUACCUAUCCUAAUAGAAGCUACCUACUGUUUAUUAAUAUUUUUUGCGAAAUGUUUUAAUCCGAAUUAUAAUGUUGUUUGAAAAUACAUCUCAGAAAAUAAAUAUUAGAUAAUCUUUUAGAAUUUCAACUCACAUAAUGUUUCGACGUAUAAUUUUCUUAUUUUUGUUCUUCAAAAUGUCGCUAUGUUUUUCCGACAUCGGAAAGUGGAUUCUGCCGCUAAGCGGGGAUAACUGCAAAUUUCAAUUAGCGAAAUCUCUUUUUAAGGAUUCAAAACUCAUUGUAAUAUUAAAGUGUGAUGUAGUGCAACCAACCAACGUUACUGUUGCAUAUGAGUGGUCGCCGACACCAUGUUCUCCAGACUACUUUCAUUAUUCUGAACAGCAAGUAAUCGAAUGUUCACAUAGAACACAACGAUCAGCUCCAGGCGAAAACAAUGCUACAGUGCAUCAAGUAUUAAGUAAAAAAGACAUAUACACAUGUCAUGGGAAGGAAGCGAUUAUAAUGCACGACGAUAAGGUUAAGUUAUCAGACGAUGCGGCAAAGAAUACUGCCAUAGUCACACAAUCAAAAGUGACUCCCCUUGUGGUUGUUGAGAGAGAAGGUGUAUAUGAACUAUUAAUGUCGGUAUGGAGUGAAACGAAGUUCAAUUUGACAGUCAGUGUCGAGAUGGUGGCGCCGUCCGGGUACUUGUCUGCUGCUAUGUGGCCUCUCCUGCCGUUCUUCGGCGUGAUGUGCGGCGUGUACAGCGUGGCGAGCGGCGGCUGGCUGCUGGUGUGCUGGCUGCAGUGGCGCGACCUGCUGCGCAUCCAGUACUGGAUCGGGGCCGUCGCGCUCCUCGGCAUGCUCGAGAGCGCCACAUACUACGCCGUAUACGCAGCCAUCAACCGCACAGGAUUCUUCAACCUGGAAGCGUACAUGUUUGCGGAGAUGUUAUCUGUUGCCAAGAGGGCACUCGCUCGAAUGCUAGUCAUUAUUGUAUCGCUUGGAUUCGGUAUAGUAAAGCCGCGGCUGGGCCCGGCGCUGCAGCGCGUGGUGGGCGCGGGCGCGCUGUGGGCGGCGCUGGCGGCGCUCAACUGCUGGCUGCGCGUGCGGCGGCGGCCGGCCGGCCGCGCGCUGCUGCUGUCGGAGGCGCCGCUGUCGCUGCUCGACAGCGCGCUGUGCUGGUGGGUGUUCGUCGCGCUCGCCCACACCAUGCGCACGCUGCAGCUGCGCAGAAACACAAUCAAGCUAUCCCUGUACAGACACUUCACGAACACUCUUAUAUUCGCCGUGAUAUCGUCAGUCGUAUUUAUGUUAUACUCUAUAAAAUCCUACAGGGUGCUACCAUGUAUCACGGAGUGGAAAGAGGUGUGGAUGGAUGAAGCAUAUUGGCACAUACUGUUUGCCAGCGUGCUCAUAGUCAUUAUGAUACUGUGGAGACCGACCAACAACAAUCAGCGGUAUGCUUUCACGCCGCUUCUAGACAACGCCGACGACGAAGAUGAAGAGGAAGAACAAUUUGUGAAUGACGCAUAUGGAGUAAAAAUGCGGGGCAGUAGCAUCAAUGUUGAUCCCCAAGAAACAAGGGAUCCUGUCAAGCCGGACCCCAACAGUAACUCGCUAGACUCCGAUCUCCGCUGGGUGGAAGAGAAUAUACCGACCAGCACGUUACCACUGUUAGAUUCCGACGAGGAAAUCAUAAACACAAAGUUCGAGGUGUCGAAGAUGCAAUAGUUACUUAAUAGUAUUAUUAUUAUUGUUGUUGUGUAUAAAGUAUGUACGUCAUGUGAUUUUGUGUUUUAAUUUUGUACUAGUCGUAGUUACCUGCGAUUUCGCCAAUAUUUUUAAUCUCCAUAAUUUACGAUAAUAAACGACACAAAUAAAUAAAUAAUUUU
Molecule: messenger RNA, 1886 nt
Organism: Achroia grisella
Lineage: Eukaryota; Metazoa; Arthropoda; Insecta; Lepidoptera; Pyralidae
Product: transmembrane protein 87A
Exons: 11
Coding region: 148-1725 (525 amino acids)
Biological process (GO): retrograde transport, endosome to Golgi
Cellular component (GO): membrane; Golgi apparatus
Source: RefSeq, a predicted model, not a curated record